UAGAGAUAAUUAUUUAUUUAUAAAAGUCUUUGAAUUAAGAAAUUGAUAUGAGUGAAUCGGAUGAUGACAUACCACGAUUAAAUUCAGCAACAUUGGCUGCUUUAAAUGAAUUUUACCAGGAAAAAGAAGAACGUGAGAAUAAACUAAAGCAUGCUAUUGAACAAAGUGAAAAUAAAAAUUGUGACAUAAUUUUUGAAGAAGAUUGGCAAUUAAGCCAAUUUUGGUAUGAUGAAAAGACAAUUUUGUCUUUGACACGAGGUGCUGUUAAAUCCACUCUCAAUGAUGGAAAAAUUGCUUUAAUUUCAUGUCCGACAUUAUACAAGCGUUUAAGUAAUAUAUCUGAAGGAAGGCAAGUGAAGCUGUUCGAAUUUGACAAACGCUUUUCUGUAUUUGGUUCUGAUUUUAUAUUAUAUGAUUAUAAUUUACCCCAAAAUAUUCCAAACGAUUUAAUUGGAUUCUUUGAUCUUGUAAUUUGUGAUCCGCCGUUUCUUUCAGAAGAAUGCUUAACAAAAGUAGCAGUAACUGUCAAGCUUUUGGCAAAAAAUAAUAUUGUUCUAUGUACAGGUGCUGUAAUGAAUGACAUGGCAGGAAAACUAUUGAAUGUUAAAAAAUGUAAUUACGCUCCUCAUCACAAAAAUAAUUUAGCAAACGAAUUUUGUUGUUAUUCAAAUUUUUGUUUCGAUAAAUAUUUAACAUAA
Messenger RNA from Ceratosolen solmsi marchali, 698 nucleotides. Its product is annotated as N(6)-adenine-specific DNA methyltransferase 2. Gene Ontology annotation, molecular function: nucleic acid binding; protein-lysine N-methyltransferase activity. The record is from RefSeq and is a predicted model, not a curated record. Bases 48 to 698 code for a protein of 216 amino acids. The transcript is spliced from 4 exons. Gene Ontology annotation, biological process: methylation. Lineage: Eukaryota; Metazoa; Arthropoda; Insecta; Hymenoptera; Agaonidae.